Penicillium verrucosum is the source of this 954-nucleotide messenger RNA. Its product is annotated as Very-long-chain 3-oxoacyl-CoA reductase. NCBI's taxonomy places the organism in Eukaryota, Fungi, Ascomycota, Eurotiomycetes, Eurotiales, Aspergillaceae. The transcript is spliced from 2 exons. Gene Ontology annotation, cellular component: endoplasmic reticulum. Bases 1 to 954 code for a protein of 317 amino acids. The record is from RefSeq and is a predicted model, not a curated record. Gene Ontology annotation, molecular function: oxidoreductase activity.
AUGCCUGCAAUGUCCUUGGAAGCGAUCACGAAUAUCGCGCGAGAGUUCGGCCACAAACCAGCAGUUGUAACUGCCUUCGCUACACUUGGCGGCAUUUGGAGCGUAUAUCUUCUUAACAAUAUCAGAUAUUUUGCGUAUCACCACUUUCUUCGACCUACGUCCCUGGGUAAGUAUAAGAAGAGCCCUUCUCCGGCUUGGGCUCUUGUCACCGGGGCAAGCGACGGUAUCGGCAAAGGGUUCGCCGAGGAGCUUUGCUCUCGUGGCUUCAAUGUUGUUCUACACGGACGGAACAAAGCAAAGCUGCAAGCCGUGAAGGACGAAUUACUUGAGCAAUGGCCUCAGGUUGAAAUCAAAGUGCUGGUUCUUGAGGCCGUGGAGACUGCACGCAAUCUCGAUGCACUCGAGGAGUCUGUACGCUGGGUCGCAAAUCUCAAUCUCAAGGUUCUUAUCAACAAUAUCGGAGAGGAUACUAGCAUGUUGGUUGACCUCAACGCAAUGUUCCCGACGCAAGUAACACGCGUAUUACUGCCAACCCUGAUCAGAAACCAGCCUGCGCUGAUCCUGAGCAUCGGCAGCAUUUGUGGCGAAGUUCCUAGUCUCUAUGCAAGCGCGUAUGCUGGUGCCAAGGCUUACAACAAAGCCUGGUCUCGGUCCCUUUCUCUUGAAAUGAAAGCUGAAGGUCGUGAUAUCGAAGUCAUUGACAUUUUGGUUGGAGAGGUCUCAUCUGGGAGUCAACCACAAGAGCUGAGCCUGUUCACUCCCAGCUCAAGGCGCAUGGCCAAAGACAGUCUUGGCAAGGUCGGCUGUGGUGCGGAUGUCAUCUGGGGUUAUUGGCCACAUCAUUUACAGUUUGGGUUGAUCUUAAGCCUCCCGAGAGCGAUCAUGGAGAACACGAUAAAGGGAAUGGUGUUAGAGGAGAAGGCCAAAGAGGGGACAGAGAGAAAAAGCACUUGA